Phycomyces blakesleeanus NRRL 1555(-) is the source of this 690-nucleotide messenger RNA. RefSeq lists its product as hypothetical. The transcript is spliced from 3 exons. Gene Ontology annotation, biological process: mitochondrial respiratory chain complex I assembly. Bases 19 to 471 code for a protein of 150 amino acids. NCBI's taxonomy places the organism in Eukaryota, Fungi, Mucoromycota, Mucoromycetes, Mucorales, Phycomycetaceae. The record is from RefSeq and is a predicted model, not a curated record.
UAUAUACAUACAUACAUUAUGACUGCAAACAAGGACGCCAUUGCUGAAGCCGGUAAGACCGCCGCCAUCACUGGUGGUCUCGGUUUGUUCGUCUCGGCCAUGCAGAACACUGUUCAAAAGCACACCGAGGGUGCCAAGGGUGUCUUUACCCGCACUGGCUCCACCGUCGCUAUCUUUGCUGCUAUGGGUGGUAUCUUCUCUCUGGGUGAAUCUGUUGCCCACUCUGUUCGCGGUGAGGAUGAUGCCUUGAACGCUGGUAUCGGUGGCUGUGCCGCUGGUAUGGUCUCUGUCUUGAGAACCAAAUCCAUCGCCAAGAUGUGCGCCGCCUGUGCUGGUGUUGGUGCUACUAUGUACGCCUACGAAUAUUCUGGUGGAUUGAAGGGUUCUCUUGUUGGAAAGUCCCUCCAGGAGAAGAAGGAGAUCCGCGACUCUUUCUUCACCCAGCCCAACAAGGUUGAGGAAGAAGCAUAGACGAAUAAAAGAAAUCGAAUAAAGCCAAUCAACCAACCAACAAGAAAAAAAAAGAAAAAAGAAAAUGCCAAGCGAACAACUGAUUAUGCGUGAGAAUGAUAUACACACACAUAUAUAUAAGGGGAAUAGAGCAGGAGGGAACACUCAAUCACCUACAAAAUUACAACAUAUACACUUGAAAGAGAAUGGAGAAUAUUUGAUAAACCCGUAAGAGUGAGA